This is a messenger RNA of Scatophagus argus, 1738 nucleotides long. It is a transcript of the gene cep43, whose product is annotated as centrosomal protein 43. Lineage: Eukaryota; Metazoa; Chordata; Actinopteri; Scatophagidae. The record is from RefSeq and is a predicted model, not a curated record. Gene Ontology annotation, biological process: microtubule anchoring. The transcript has 20 exons. Gene Ontology annotation, molecular function: calcium ion binding; protein binding. Gene Ontology annotation, cellular component: centrosome. Bases 132 to 1661 code for a protein of 509 amino acids.
AAGAAGAAGCAGCAAGCAGUAGAAGAAGAAGAGGAAGGGCGAGAGGAAGGGGCAGCCGUCACUUCCGUGUCGUUUUGUUUUGGUUUGUUGUCCUGACAGCAGCAGUUAGCUUCUGUUAGCUUCAGCUAAAUAUGUCAGCUACAGAGGACGACACCGAGCUGAGGGAUCUGCUGAUCCAGAACCUGGAGAACAGCGGGGUCCUCAAUAAGCUGAAGGCAGAACUGAGGGCUGCAGUGUUCCUGGCAAUGGAGGAGCAGGACAAACUGGAGAACAAAAGUCCUCUUGUCAACGAAAACCUCAAGAAGUGUCUGAACACUAAAGACGGCCGCCUGGUGGCCAGUCUCAUCCUGGACUUCCUGCAGGUGUUUGACCUGGACUUCAGCCUGGCCGUGUUCCAGCCGGAGAUCAGCUCGCUGAAUGGGCUGGACAGUCGGGACCUGGUCUGCAGAGAACUGAACCUGUCCCAUACUGAGCUGAACAGGAACUCUCCCGUCCUGCUGGAGCUUGUCAGGAGAGGACGACACAAAGCCACUGAGGGAGACAGAAGUGUGAACAUCUCUGAGGAACCGUCUCAGAGGCAGAUCGCACACGCUCAGAAGAAGUUCGACUUUUAUGACAAGGAUGGGAGCGGUUCAGUUCUGAAAGAAGAUCUGAAGAGAGUUUUCACAGACCUGUUCCCCAGUGUGAACAAGAACAUGUUGGAGACGUUCGUUGCCGAUGAGCUCAAAGCUGCAGACAAAACCUUCUGCAAAACUGUGGACAUCCAGCUGUUCCUGGACCUCUAUAGGCGUCUCUUUGCAGAGUGCAGAGCUGUGGUUGUUCAGGACUCUGAUGUGAGCCUCCGUCCCGAGGACAGGACCAGCUGCCCGCCUGUCAGUAAGAUCCCCAGAUAUAAAGGCCAGAGUGUCAGAGGACAGAGUGAGACAGCAGCACAGGACUUGGAGUGCGGGACAUCUCUGGGGACAGGAGACUUCCAGCAGCAGGUCUCCAGAAACAGUGAGGCGUCCGGCAGUGUUAACUCUUCCUCCUCCGCUGUGAAGAAGGACCUGUUGGACCUGAACCUGGACGAUGAUCCUGAUGACGGGGAUUCAUUCUUUGAUGACCCACUGCCGAAACCCCAGAAGACCUACGGCUGGGAAGAGUGCCUCUCUGGGCCAGUUGUGUCCCCCAUGAGACGAGGCAGAAGCCUCAGCGAUUUGUCUGUCCUCGCUGGUAAUUCAGAGGACGAGCGAGACGAACGUCCCUCUGGACACAGUCAGGCCUCUGAGCUCAGGACGGUGGAGACGUCCAGGUCCAGAGAGAGUCCAGCAGGGUCCCUGUCUGAGAGUCCGAGACCGGGAGGAGAAGGAAGCAGCAUGUCCCACAAAAACCAGAGCAGGAACGCAGCGUCGGACUCCAGAGAGAGGAGCGUCAGAGACUCCAAGACCCUGAAUGAUAAAAAUGGAUCUCUGCAUUUAGAUGAAGAUGUUGAAUAUGACGAUGACUUUAACAGUCAUCGGUCAGAUCUGUCGAAGAGUGAGCUCAGUAUCGGAGAGGAGAUCGAGGAAGUUUCCAUCGAGGGACCUGACAACAGCGACAAGUUGGAGGACACCACUCAGGACCUCAGUGUCUCUCAGCUCAGUCAGAGUCAUGGAGCUGACUACAUGGAGGAUGUGGCCUGAACUUCCCAUCAUGCACCUCUUUAUAUCCUCAAUAUUUAAGUCUGUACAGUUUGAACAAAUAAAUGGAUUUAUACUCA